Sapajus apella (tufted capuchin) is the source of this 4260-nucleotide messenger RNA. It is a transcript of the gene TRIM68, whose product is annotated as tripartite motif containing 68. Gene Ontology annotation, molecular function: protein binding; zinc ion binding. NCBI's taxonomy places the organism in Eukaryota, Metazoa, Chordata, Mammalia, Primates, Cebidae. Bases 460 to 1917 code for a protein of 485 amino acids. The transcript is spliced from 7 exons. The record is from RefSeq and is a predicted model, not a curated record.
UACAGUUUAAGGGGACCUGAGUGGGUGAAGGGACCAGAAAAACCCAGGAAGUAGAGAAAAAACAUUGACGAGCCGGGAAGCGGCUGAGCCCCCGUCUCAUCACCAAUUGGCUAGGGUUAUCCAGGUCCCUGCCUGUGAUUGGCUGGCCCCACAAAGACACCGCCUCCCUGGCGAAGCCGGCCCUGCAAACGGAGCCUGGAGCCGGGUGUAAUAUCCUAGAAGCUGCGCGCUACAGGGCCUGCGCUGCCGGGCAUUGGGCUUUGGGCCUGGGGCGCUCUCUGGCAGUAGGUGCUGAGCUGCCGGGAAAGGCCGCUUCUGACGCUGGGCCACCGGACGCCGCGGUACCUGGCUUCUUCACUUUGAGUUUCCGCCGCGAAGCGCCAGUCCGGGCCGAGGAGGGAGUCUUUACUACCGCUGCCUGGUUUCAUUCAUGCUCUGAGGAGGGUGUGAGAAGGAACCAUGGAUCCCACAGCCUUGGUGGAAGCCAUUGUGGAAGAAGUGGCCUGUCCCAUCUGUAUGACCUUCCUGAGGGAGCCCAUGAGCAUUGACUGUGGCCACAGCUUCUGCCACAGCUGUCUCUCCGGACUCUGGGAGGUCCCAGGAGAAACCCAGAACUGGGGUUACACCUGUCCUCUCUGUCGAGCUCCUGUCCAGCCAAGGAACCUGCGGCCUAAUUGGCAACUGGCCAAUGUUGUAGAAAAAGUCCGUCUCCUAAGGCUCCAUCCAGGAAUGGGGCUGAAGGGUGACCUGUGUGAGUGUCAUGGAGAAGAGCUGAAGAUGUUCUGCAAAGAGGAUGUCCUGAUAAUGUGUGAGGCCUGUAGCCGGUCUCCAGAACAUGAGGCCCACAGUGUUGUGCCAAUGGAGGAUGUCGCUUGGGAGUACAAGUGGGAACUUCAUGAGGCUCUUGAACAUCUGAAGAAAGAGCAAGAAAAAGCCUGGAAGCUGGAAAUUGGCGAGAGGAAACAAACUGCCACCUGGAAGAUACAGGUGGAAACCCGAAAACAGAGUAUUGUGUGGGAGUUUGAGAAGUAUCAGCGAUUACUAGAGAAAAAGCAGCCAUCACGUCGGCAGCUGGAGGCAGAGGUAGCAGCAGCUCUGGCCAGCCUACAGCGGGAGGAGGAGGAGACCAUGCAGAAACUGGAGCUGAACCGUAGUGAGCUUAUCCAGCAGAGCCGGGUCCUGUGGAGGAUGAUUGCAGAGUUGAAAGAGAGAUCGCAGAGGCCUGUCCGCUGGAUGUUGCAGGAUAUUCAGGAAGUAUUAAACAGGAGCAAGUCUUGGAGCCUGCAGCAGCCAGAACCAAUCUCCCUGGAAUUGAAGACAGAUUGCCGUGUGCUAGGGCUAAGAGAGAUCCUAAAGACCUAUGCAGCUGACGUGCACCUGGAUCCAGAUACUGCUUACUCUCGUCUCAUUGUGUCAGAAGACAGAAAAUGUGUGCACUAUGGAGACACCAACCAGAAACUUCCUGACAAUCCUGAGAGAUUUUACCGCUAUAAUAUUGUCCUGGGCAGCCAGCGCAUCUCCUCAGGCCGGCACUACUGGGAGGUGGAGGUGGGAGACAGGUCUGAGUGGGGCCUGGGAGUAUGUAAGGAGAAUGUAGACCGGAAGGAGGUGGUCUAUUUAUCCCCCCACUAUGGAUUCUGGGUGAUAAGGCUGAGGAAGGGAAAUGAGUACCGAGCAGGCACCGAUGAGUACCCGCUCCUGUCCUUGCCAGUCCCUCCUCGCCGGGUGGGAAUCUUUGUGGAUUACGAGGCCCAUGACAUUUCCUUCUACAAUGUGACUGACAAUGGCUCCCACAUCUUCACUUUUCCCCGCUUUCCCUUCCCUGGGCGCCUCCUGCCCUAUUUUAGUCCUUGCUACAGCAUUGGAACCAACAACACUGCUCCUCUGGCCAUCUGUUCCCUGAACGGGGAGGACUAAGAGAGCUACCAUCCUAAGGAGAGGGCUUGGAAUUGGGGCUAGCCCCCACGGGGCUUGGAGGACCCAGCCACUGACAGAUAUCCCCUCAAACUGAGCUGAGCCCAGAAUCCAAGGAUUCCUCUGUCUGAUCCUUUGGUUUCUUGCUAUCAGGCUAAAGUCUGUCAUGAAACCACUUAUUUAAAAAAGCACAGGCCCAGUCAAAUGAACAUUGCACCCCAUAAGGGAAGCAUCAGGGCUGAUGGUGAGGAUCAGAGCACUUCUAAGGUGACUUGCUGGGGUAAGGAUCAGGGCUUUGUCCAUUUGGUAGCCCACACCCCUCUUCCCUGAUUCCUGUCCCUUGUCACAGUUAAGUCAUUGAAGAUGAUGAAGUCGAUACAAUCGUCAGGACAUCAUUAGGUAGGGUUUCCCAGUAGGCCAACAAAAAAAAAAAAAUGCUGCCCAUACCCAGAGCUGGUUGUUGUGCUGAGGCCGUCAGAGGAUACUUCCCCUGAGGUUUACUACAACUAAGCAACCUUUAUGUGACCCUCACUCUCUGACCUCCUGGUGAGAGAAAUUCAGUGCAGCAGGGGACACAGACCUGCCCAGGCCACCCCACCUCCAUUCCUUCUUGAGCCCAAGCUGGGCAAAUCACUGUCCCUCGGACUCCCAGGAGACCAGUGUCCUAGUCCUGCUUUUUUUCUCUGAGUGGCAGGAUCAGAAAACCUGUGAGCCUUAGUUUGUAUUUUCACUUUAUGAAUGAGGAAACUGAAAUGGCCUUAAUGAAGCAAGUUAUGUUUUACAAAGCUGUUGAAGAUAAGAUUAUAAAAACUGUAAAGCAUUUUUCACACUCAAACAAGGUUGACAAACUCACUUCUCAGAUCACAUGUCUCUACAUCAGUUAUUACAUUUGAGUCUGAAACAUCUCACAUGUUCAGAAGGUUUUAUGUGUCCUCAUUGGGAAAAUGAGUGUAAUUCAGCAUGAAACCUCAUACUAUAGUCCUGCCUCGUAGAGUUGUUGUGUAGAUCCCAGAUGCAUCCCAUGCAUUUGUUCCUUUCUGAGACAUAGAGGAAGGCAAGCUGUGGAUUUUGCACGUGGUGACCUUCCCACUGUGCCAUGAUACAGCCUGCAUCUUACAGCAGCACCUUUGUCUCAGGGCCUCUCUUGACAGUCUAGAGAGCCUUUUGGGCAGAAAGGUGCUUCAAAUGGCUGUGAUAAGGACUAUUAAAAAUUGUGUUUCUACUUUAAUUGUAUUGGCUGUUCAUGUAUGUAGAAAUUAAAACAGGCCAAACUGGAGAAAUAAACUCAUUCUGCUCACCAUGCUUCCAGGUUGCUUCUUGAGAAUUAGCAGUAGAAGGGGAGGUUUCCAGCAGCUGCUUGGAGGGGAAUGAGCUGGUGAGUCACAGACCCUGGUGCUGGCAAAGGGUUGAGCCUUCCUUUGUUAGGGGAGUAUCUUUGUAAGGGGAUUUCCUGGCAAAGGGAUAAUUGAGAAGUAGGUCCUUAGGAAGGACUUCAGUUAUGUCUGUGGACACAUGGCACAAAGGGUUAAGGGAAAAUCAAUGUUGUUCUUUCGCUAUUAGGACAAAUCUUGGAAGUUUCCUUGAAACAGAGGAUUGUUAGGUGAUAAAUUCAUUCAAACCUAGAAUGAAGGAAGGAAUGAAAUGGUCUCAUUCGUAAUGUACUCUUUUUGGUUAGUUUUAUUUAUUUAUAUAUUUUUUUACAUUUAUAAGCCUGUUUGGGCACUCUGCUUAUUUGUUAGAAGAGUUGUAAGAUUAAACAAUGCCACAUUAUUACAGAUUGUCUGAUUUUUAAGACCAGACAAGAAAAUUGAAGCUCUUAAGUGCCUGAAAACGCUUUCUACAGAGUAGUUGUUUACACUUCCCUCCUAAGAAUCAUGUGAAAACAAGGACCUUAUUUGUCUGUUCACCAUUGUAGCCCUAGCCUACUACUGUGUGUGUGUGCAUGCGUAUGUGUAUGGGUGUGGGUGUGUGUAUUAAAUAUUUAAGUGAGGGAACUUUCAUGUGACUAGAAUCAAAAAUAACCUGCUUUUAUCUCAAAGGAGCAGCAAAAACUAGAGGAUACCUAAUUAUAUUCCUGUUCAAAUAUGAAUUUAAUGGAAAAUUUAUUUUACUGUACCUUUCAUAAGUGGUCUAGUAAGACAGGAGGCAGGUGGCCGUGUGGAGGUGGAGAGACUGCGCUGCUCCCUGAAAUGCCUAGGGCGGCAUCCCCAGUUUGGUCCAAGCAUUCACUGCAAGGCAGGGAGAAGCUUUGCCUACCUUUGUUUUGUAGAGAAACUGAGGGAUGCAAUACCUGAGCCUUACGGGAGAAGGCUGCAAAGAGGGUAAAAUGCCUGGGUACUGCAACAA